GCAAGCGCGCGCGCAGCAGGCGGGCCUGUCUAACUUCCGAGUGGCCUAGGCCUGAGCUGGUAGGUGUUCCAGUUUGCUAAGAUGUUGCGAGUGGUAAGCUGGAACAUCAAUGGGAUUCGGAGCCCCUUGCAAGGAGUGGUAAACCAGGAACCCAGCAGCUGUGCCGCCAAGGCCGUGGGGCGCAUUUUGGACGAACUUGGUGCCGAUAUCGUCUGUCUCCAGGAGACCAAAGUGACCAGGGAUGUGCUGACAGAGCCCCUGGCUAUCAUUGAGGGCUAUAACUCGUAUUUCAGCUUCAGUCGCAACCGUAGUGGCUAUUCUGGUGUAGCCACCUUCUGUAAGGACAGUGCUACCCCAGUGGCUGCUGAAGAAGGCCUGAGUGGCCUGCUUGUUACCCAGAAUGGAGACGUGGGUUGCUAUGGAAACAUGGAUGAGUUUACCCAAGAGGAGCUCCGGGCUCUGGAUAGUGAGGGCCGGGCCCUCCUCACCCAGCACAAGAUUCGCACAUGGGAAGGGAAGGAGAAGACCUUGACCCUAAUCAAUGUGUACUGCCCUCAUGCGGACCCUGGGAAGCCCGAGCGUCUGGCCUUUAAGAUGCGCUUUUAUCGCUUGCUGCAGAUCCGAGCAGAGGCCCUCCUGGCAGCUGGCAGCCAUGUGAUCAUUCUGGGUGACCUGAAUACAGCCCAUCAGCCCAUUGACCACUGGGAUGCAGCCAACUUGGAAUGCUUUGAAGAGGACCCAGGGCGCAAGUGGAUGGAUGACUUGCUCAGUAACCUGGGGUGUGAGGCUGGCUCCCAUGUAGGGCCCUUUGUUGAUAGCUACCGCUGCUUCCACCCAAAGCGAGAGGGGGCCUUCACCUGCUGGUCAGUGAUCACUGGUGCCCGCCAUCUCAACUAUGGCUCCAGGCUUGACUAUGUGCUGGGGGAUAGGACCCUGGUCAUAGAUACCUUCCAGGCCUCCUUCCUACUGCCUGAGGUGAUGGGCUCUGACCACUGCCCUGUGGGUGCAAUUUUGAGCGUGUCCUCUGUGCCUGCAAAACAGUGCCCACCUCUGUGUACCCGAUUCCUUCCCGAGUUUGCUGGUACCCAGCUCAAGAUCCUUCGCUUCCUCGUUCCUCUUGAACAAGAUCCUGUGUUGGAGAAGUCAGUGCACAGCAUUCAAAAGGCACUGUCAUGCAAAAACAAAGUCCGUGUGCGCUCAACCAGGUCUCGGCCCACUCAGGCUGACUCCAGUAGAGGCCAGAAAAACCUGAAGAGUUACUUCCAGCCUUCCUCUAGCCAUCCCCAAGCUUCUCCUGACUUGGAGCUACCUAGCCUGCCAGGUGCCCUCGUGACUCCAAAGACUCUAGAAGAGGAGAUGAUGGACAAAGUGGUGGAGGAGCAGACCAAAGCUUCAGAAGCCAAAGAUGAAAAGGAGGUACAGACCUCAUUCUGGAAGUCUAUGCUGGGGGGACCCUUGCCUACACCCCUCUGCGGGGGCCACAAAGAGCCAUGUGUGAUGCGUACUGUGAAGAAGCCAGGACCCAACCUGGGCCGCCACUUCUACAUGUGUGCCAGGCCCCAGGGUCCUCCCACUGACCCCUCCUCCCGCUGCAACUUCUUCCUCUGGAGCAGGCCCAGCUGAACCAAAUUGAGGCCUGGGGAUGUCUGGCAUGGCCACCCCUGCACAUGAUCUGAGGUCAGCUCCCCUUAUCCUGAGCUGCCAGUGCUGUCUCCUCCUCCUCUAAGGCUUCCUUCUUAUCUCUUCCUCCUCCAAGCCUUCUCUUUCUCUCUUCUUCCUGCCUAGCUCCUCACUGGUGAGCUUCUUGUGCCUUAAUUCUGUGACCAGUCACCCACUCCACUUCCCACCUUCCUAUCAGAAGUACAAGGUAACUAGCUGCCCCAGAAAGUUGUGAUUUUAAACCCCUUCUAUCCUUGUUGGGAAAUGUAUCUUUGAGUAAAUAAAGUCUAUGCAUUUGUUUCA
Messenger RNA from Carlito syrichta (Philippine tarsier), 1962 nucleotides. It is a transcript of the gene APEX2, whose product is annotated as apurinic/apyrimidinic endodeoxyribonuclease 2. The transcript is spliced from 6 exons. The coding region runs from base 82 to 1623 and encodes 513 amino acids. Gene Ontology annotation, molecular function: zinc ion binding; DNA-(apurinic or apyrimidinic site) endonuclease activity; endonuclease activity. Gene Ontology annotation, biological process: base-excision repair. Gene Ontology annotation, cellular component: nucleus. The record is from RefSeq and is a predicted model, not a curated record. NCBI's taxonomy places the organism in Eukaryota, Metazoa, Chordata, Mammalia, Primates, Tarsiidae.